Molecule: messenger RNA, 2464 nt
Organism: Jatropha curcas
Lineage: Eukaryota; Viridiplantae; Streptophyta; Magnoliopsida; Malpighiales; Euphorbiaceae
Gene: MYB101
Product: myb domain protein 101
Molecular function (GO): catalytic activity
Source: RefSeq, a predicted model, not a curated record
CAAUUUUUUUCUCUCUCUACAUCUUCGAUCUCUUUCUCUCUCUAUAUCUACAAACUCUCCCUAUCAAGAAAAGAAACAAGAGAGGAAGAACAAGAAGGACAAGGGAUUUAUUUUCUUUCUUUUUCUUUCUCUUUCUCUCCUCUCUUUAUUUCCUUUUGCCUUCAUUUCUCUCACCUUUGAGAGAGGAGAGAACACACCAAAAAAAAAUAUAAAAAUAUAAAAAAAAAAAAAGGAAAGAAAAGGGACAACCACCAUUAUCAAAUAAAUACAUAAAUGCAAUUAAGGAUUGCUUGAAGACAACAAGCCCAUUACGUAAUCAAAAUACCCUCAGUCAUUUUCUUUGGCUCUAUUUAAACCCUCUAUAGAGCCACAACACAAUACAGAAAAGAAAAAUUGAGCAUAUAAAGAGUGGUGAAAGUUUUUUCAAAAUGAUCAGCAACGACGGAGGAGCAUUAUCCGUGGAGUCGAGUCAGAAAACCAACCAAGGUGGUCUAAAGAAGGGGCCUUGGACAGCUUCAGAGGAUGCAAUCUUGAUAGAGUAUGUAAAAAGACAUGGAGAAGGAAAUUGGAAUUCUGUGCAAAAGAAUUCUGGUUUGAUGAGAUGUGGAAAGAGUUGUAGGCUUAGAUGGGCUAACCAUUUAAGGCCUAAUCUCAAAAAAGGUUCUUUUACCCCUGAAGAAGAGAGAAUCAUCAUCGAACUUCACGCAAAACUCGGUAACAAAUGGGCUCGCAUGGCUUCUCAGUUACCUGGUAGAACAGAUAAUGAAAUCAAGAAUUUUUGGAAUACAAGAAUGAAAAGAAGACAAAGAGCUGGUUUGCCUAUAUACCCGCAAGAAUUCCUAGAAGAACCCUCUCCAUUCCGUAUUCAUCAACAACAAUCACAUCAUCAAAAUCAACAAGGACAACAAAAACACCAUAACUCUUCUUCUUCUUCUCCAUUCUCUUCUUUACUAUCUUCGUCUCAAAAAUCUACCUAUAAUAAUUCCUCUCUUUCACUUCUCGACCCAAUUAACUUCUCAUCUUCAUUAGAUCCUUUGCAAAAUCAUCUUUCUUCCUUUUACUCAAAUCCCGCUUUCCAAUUAAAGUCAUUUGGUGAUAAUAGCAACCCUAACAGUAAUAACAAUAAUAAUACUAACUCUUCUUUAGCUUUGCCUCUUUCUCAAUAUGCAAGAUCAUCACCGGUAACCUCUAUACCUUCGUUUAACCAAAAUUUUUCAAGCCAAGCAAUUCCGACACCGCCUCCCUUACCGCCGUCGUUGCAUUACAAUUCUAACGAUUUUGAAAAUAAUGUAAGUUUUACUUCAUUAAUAAUGGGAGCUCACGUUGAACCAAUUGGCCUUAUGCCUAAUUCGAAGUCUGAGCUCCCUUUGGACCAAUCAUCACCGCGUGGAAAUACUGGCGGCGGCCGUGGCGUUGGUGGAGAGGCGUCAAGUAAAAAUAAUGACAAUGACAUAACAAGUGAAACUGACUUGGUUGCAGAGAUGCAGCAGGAUAAUAGGAAUAGUGGUUUGUUGGAUGCUUUGUUGAUGGAAUCCGAAAAUCUGUCUCGUAAAGAAAAAUCCAAGGUUGAGAAUUCGUUGUUAUUGGUUGCGUCUGAUAAAGGGAAACGAGUGAGAAAUGAGCUUACAAAGGAGGAUAAAGAAGAGAAAGAAGCUAUUAAACGUGUUAAGUUGUCGUUGGCAGAUGGCCCGGGUGAAGCCUCCGGUGAAAAUCACUACUGCGAUGAUUUUAGCUCUUCUCCAUCAUCAAUUGGGGUGAAACCAAGUGAUCAAGAAGCAAUGGAGGAAUUGAAUUCCAUGAGUGAUGACUUAUUAACCUUACUUGAUGACUUUCCAUCACCAGCGCCACUCCCGGAGUGGUACCGUAGUAGAAAUAUGUCCGGUGGGUUUUCGUCUGGCUCGACAGGUGACGGUGGAGGACUUGAAGUUGAUCAGCAAGAAACUUCACCGGCUGGCCAUCAGGUUGGCGAUCAGGUUGCAACCGCGGAUGACAUCCCAAAUGUUGACUGGACCUUUGGAUCCUCGUAUUGGAAUAACAUGCCAGGCAUUUGCUGAUAAGAACUUUGCUUUCCAAAAAGCUACGUGAAAAUUACUUGUUUAGACCGGGUCUAUAGCCACGCUUAUGGACCAAAUCGAAGACAGUCUUCAAAGAGACUUUACUAAUGUUGACGAGGAAAAAAGGGAAUUUAAUAGCUAUAGAGAAAUUAUGAUACUUUAUGUGGUUUUAUCGUUUAGUUAGAGAGUUAGGUUCUAUCAGGGAUUUCUUUCUCCUUUCUUUCUUCUUCUUUAACUUUUUUCAGUUGCUAGAUUUAAUGUUUUAAUUAGUGUUUGUUUCAUGCCGGUUUUAUUUAUUUAGAUCAAUAGAGGAAUAUCUAUCUAUAUGUUAGUGUAUCUUUGUAUAUAUCAAAGGUUGUAGAACAUAGAUUUGCAAUAGCACUAAACUUUAUCAGUGUUAAAAGUGGCUA